GAGCCCUGGGGCAAGGCCUUAUACGCCGGCGGGGAUGGAGCCGUUGAAGCAGGCUUGCAGUUCUUGCACGACUUCUGCGCUUGGCGCCUCAAGCACAAAGAGGGCACCCCUCCGAUCGGCUGCCACAUCUACACGAGCCUCCAGUUGUACUUGGCCUCGCUGCCACAGAAGCAUUGGCAUGUGGAUCAUUGUGGAUCUACUGCCAACUCCCCCUCUGGGCUACUGCUUCAGAUGCCGGCAUUCCUCUAUUCAGAU
Messenger RNA from Durusdinium trenchii, 255 nucleotides. Lineage: Eukaryota; Dinophyceae; Suessiales; Symbiodiniaceae. The record is from the annotation of a GenBank genome assembly.